GUGACGCAGGACCGCAGCUGGCCUCGUUCUGGCCGCCGCCGCCGCUUUGAGGCGGAGUAGGAUGAGGCCCGCGGCCGAGGCUCCGGCGUCGGCAGGGGCAGCAGCAGCUGAGGCAGCAGCUGAGGCAGCCGCGACGGCCGCGCCCCCCCCUCCUGACCUGGAUUAGGCCCAGCAGCUCCGUGGCCGCCGCCGCCCCGCGGGGGGGCGGGGUGGGGAAGUGCUUCGUCUCCCCGCCCCCCCCCCCAUUGCCGCCUCGCAAGAGGCAACCGCCGCGACCCCAGCGGAGCCCGCGGCCCAGCCUUGAGCCCCCAAGUCCGGGGGCUGGCAUGAGUGGCCCUUCGGGGGCACCGGGGGGCGGGGGAAACGCCGCCGUCUGAGCCCCGGCCUGCUGUCCGACCCCACCUCGCUGACCGAGGCUGACCGCGGAGCGUGCGAACGACCCCGCCACUGCUUUCUUCUUCCCGCAGAUCGCACAUUUUAGCCCCGGAAGAUGGGGAACUGCCUCAAAUCCCCCACUUCGGAUGACAUCUCCCUGCUUCACGAGUCUCAGUCCGACCGGGCUAGUUUUGGCGAAGGGACGGAGCCGGAUCAGGAGCCGCCGCCGCCAUAUCAGGAACAAGUUCCAGUUCCGGUCUAUCAUCCAACACCUAGCCAGACUCGCCUAGCAACUCAGCUGACUGAAGAGGAACAAAUUAGGAUAGCUCAAAGAAUAGGCCUUAUACAGCAUCUGCCUAAAGGAGUUUAUGACCCUGGAAGGGAUGGAUCAGAAAAAAAGAUCCGGGAGUGUGUUAUCUGUAUGAUGGACUUUGUUUAUGGGGACCCGAUUCGAUUUCUGCCGUGCAUGCACAUCUAUCACCUGGACUGUAUAGAUGACUGGUUGAUGAGAUCCUUCACGUGCCCCUCUUGCAUGGAGCCGGUUGAUGCAGCACUGCUUUCGUCCUACGAGACUAAUUGAGCCAGGGUCUCUGGUCUGACUUCAAGUGAACCAUCAUAUUUGGUGGUUUUGAUCUUUUGUCACUGAGCCCAAAGAGCCAGGGAUUAGGAAUUAAGAUCAUGCACAAAAGUUUCCUAAAAAUUCCUGAAUGGCUGCAGAUGUUGGGGAAAAAAAUACGUGAUAUUUUAGAAAUUUAGGGGGAAAAGUAGGAUGGUAUUUUUAUGUAAAGCCUUGACCCAGUGUUUAAAAAUAUAAUUGUAUUUAGAUCUUGUUAUGCUCCAGUACAUAGGAAUUGUGUAAAGUGUUACAGCAGCUGUAUAUGUUUAAAUUGUGUGUGUUGAAGAUUAGGAAAAAGAUAGUGGUUGUUUUUCCUAAAUGAAAUAACUCUCUUUUUCCCCCCACCCAAAUUCUUUUCUGAAGUUGCUGGCAUUUGGGUCAAGGUUUUAUUAAAAGCUACAUUUUAUAACACUGGCACAAAAAAAGUAGUUUUAAGCUUGUUUGCACAGUUCUUUUUUUCCAUUGGAAAUGGAAUUCAUUGCCUUAGGUCUUUUUAAAUAGUGUAUUAUCGUUGGGGCUGGCUCUAUGCUUGAAAACCAGUUUAUUUAUAACCUGUUGUAAGUGCUAUAUCUGUUUGCAGUUAGGAAAUGCAGAAUUCAAAGUGAUCUCCUAGCUUGUAAGCAAACUGAGAUGCACUAUCCCUUUUCUAUAAAAAACUGAGUUAAUGUCAAGAAACCAACUCUAGUAAAGUGGGGUUUAAUAUUACCCUUUCCUAUGUGUUUUAUCUAAUUAUUUUGAUUGUUAAUAUGGUAAUUAAAAGUCAAGGUAAAUUUUAAAUAUUAAGAUUUCUGAUUUAUUGAGCUCGAAUUAUGCCACCAUGCUUAUGUAAAAUGAAAGUGGCACCAUGGUGAAACUGAGAAAAGUUGCUCAGUUGUAAUAAUUUUGAUUUAUUCUUGUGACCUCCUUCCCUUACUGUCUUGAACCAUAGCAAAAGGAUACUGCAUCUCUUAUUGUAGUGCUGAGGUUAUUGAAGUUAUAUAAAACACAUCUCAGUCUCUGUUUCUUGGAAAGGAAAGUCCUGCUGGCUGACUGACAAGUAAGCAGGGAGAAUUAAGAUAAAUGUAUUUCAUGUUUUGCACACAAAUGCAGAAUUUGUAUAACCACAUGACUUCAUAGUUGUGAUCUCGAAGAGGGAAUUUCUCCUUUUUCUUGCAGUUAAUGUAAGAGCACUCUAAAUCUCUAAGCUUCUGAAGUGUUAGAGGUAGAGAUGGUCUAGUAAAGAUGUAGUUUGUAAUGUUUUAUCCAUUUAGCAUGUGUUUAUUUUUCCUUAUGUACUCAAAGGUGACUUAUUUGUUCAGCUCAAUGAUUACAACUAAGAAUCAUUCAGUAGCAAAAGGAGAAGCAAUCUCAAUCUAACAAAUCAGAAAUGUUUCUUAUUUUAUAUUGAGUUGAAUAUUUGACUCUAACACUUUUCUACAUACAAAACACGAGUAUCUUGAGGGUUCUUCAUAAUUGCAUUUUAGAGGAAUUGAAUAUGCCAUAAAUACUUCUUAAAGAUUUGACAUUAGAAUGUAGUAUCCAUAUGUUGGUUAAUUUUCUUAUGAGCCCCAUGACGGAAAGACUUAAAGAUGAAUUUGAGAAAAUUGAAAAUUAGAUUAUCAGGUUCUGUUAAAUUGUUACAUGUAUCUUGCUUAAGUUUUUGUUCAUUAAUUUAUAUCCACCCAAUUACAUAAAGCAAAUUUGGAGGAAAACCUGAA
Messenger RNA from Mustela lutreola (European mink), 2688 nucleotides. RefSeq names its product ring finger protein 11 (gene RNF11). The coding region runs from base 491 to 955 and encodes 154 amino acids. NCBI's taxonomy places the organism in Eukaryota, Metazoa, Chordata, Mammalia, Carnivora, Mustelidae. The record is from RefSeq and is a predicted model, not a curated record. The transcript is spliced from 3 exons.